Messenger RNA from Rangifer tarandus platyrhynchus (Svalbard reindeer), 456 nucleotides. The record is from the annotation of a GenBank genome assembly. Lineage: Eukaryota; Metazoa; Chordata; Mammalia; Artiodactyla; Cervidae.
AUGACAGGCAUUCGUUUCGUAGGAAACGAGUUCAGAUUGUUUAGCGGGCUAAAAUCUAACAACAACGACCGAAGAGCUCACCCGCACCACCCAAAGGCGGGCUUCUGCAGCCUUCUCCCCAGCGACGCGUGUAACGAAAACACUGUCAGGCCCGUGGCUCCAGAGCGAGAGAGCACACACUGUCUCCCGGACUCCGUCCACGCGUGUCUCUCUGCUCUCACCUACCGCAGCAGCCGCCCUCAGGACGGCGGCGAGUCCGUGGAGCAGCCACAGGCGAAGUCAAAAGUCAGCAAACACCGACCGUUGUCAAUUUUCAAACCAGCCGCCUCCAACUGGAAGUCCCUCCCCGUUCCGCCCCGCCCACUUCCUGCGCUCCGUUCGCGCCGGGUACCGGCUGGGCUCAGUAGGCUUAGAGCGGUUGGCGCUGGAGGUGCGAGAGAGAACGCUGGGCUCUAG